This is a messenger RNA of Solanum lycopersicum (tomato), 1718 nucleotides long. RefSeq names its product transmembrane amino acid transporter family protein. Gene Ontology annotation, biological process: amino acid transmembrane transport. NCBI's taxonomy places the organism in Eukaryota, Viridiplantae, Streptophyta, Magnoliopsida, Solanales, Solanaceae. Gene Ontology annotation, cellular component: vacuolar membrane. The record is from RefSeq and is marked validated. Gene Ontology annotation, molecular function: L-amino acid transmembrane transporter activity.
AUUUCAACACACCCCACAGCCGUCGGCAGCUUAAAGACUACAAUCUUGAUUCAAAAACUCAUACCAAAUAUACCUUGUUUCCAAGAAGAUUCAAAAAGAGCAAGAGAAAAGAUUCAAUCUUGAUUUUUUUCUUCUUCUUGUUAAUCAAAUCUUAAAGUUUUGAUUUUUAAUAUCUGGGGUUUGUGUAGAAGUUUGAUUGGAUUCUUGAUUUUGGGAUAAUAAGAGUAUGGGGUUUAAGAAAGAUGAAGCAAGUUCAUCUUCUCAUGUUUUGAGUAUCCCAAGAGAAGAUACACCACUUCUUGGCAAGAUUCAACAUCUUUCUUCUCCUUCCAAGACUUUUGCUAAUGUUUUCAUAGCCAUAGUUGGAGCUGGAGUUCUUGGUCUUCCUUACACCUUUAAGAGAACUGGAUGGGUUAUGGGUUCUAUCAUGCUCUUCUCAGUUGCCUUUCUUACCUACUACUGUAUGAUGCUUUUGGUCUAUUCAAGGCGUAAGAUUGAAUCCCACAUAAAAGCUGCAAAAAUUUCAUCUUUUGGUGAUUUGGGGUUUGCUGUGUGUGGACCUGUUGGUAGAUUGUCUGUUGAUCUUAUGAUUAUUCUAUCUCAAGCUGGUUUUUGCGUUAGCUACUUGAUUUUUGUGGCUAAUACUUUGGCAUAUUUGUUCAAUUAUUCAAUUGCAAAACCUGAUCCCAAAAUCUUGGGACUUUCACCCAAGGCAGCUUAUAUAUGGGGCUGUUUCCCAUUUCAGUUGGGAUUGAAUUCAAUACCUACUCUGACCCUUUUAGCCCCUUUAAGUAUUUUUGCUGAUAUUGCUGAAUUAGGAGCUAUGGGUGUGGUGAUGGUUGAGGAUGUGAUGAUUUACCUUCAGAACAGGCCUGUUCUUGAAAUGUUUGGUGGGUUCAAUGUGUUUUUCUAUGGACUUGGUGUGGCUGUGUAUGCUUUUGAAGGGAUUGGUAUGGUCUUACCUCUGGAAUCAGAGACAAGAGACAAGGACAAGUUUGGGAAAAUCUUGGGAUUGGCAAUGGGCUUCAUAUCAUUGCUGUUUGGUGCUUUUGGAGUAUUGGGCUACUUUGCAUUUGGGGAAGACACUAAAGAUAUAAUCACUACAAAUCUUGGGCAGGGAUUGCUCAGCACCUUUGUUCAACUUGGCCUUUGCAUAAACCUGUUUUUCUCUUUCCCCCUUAUGAUGAAUCCAGUCUAUGAAGUAAUGGAAAGGAGAUUCUGGGAAGGCAGGUACUGUGUGUGGUUGAGAUGGCUUGUGGUUUUAGCAGUGACUUUUGUUGCAUUGGCGGUGCCCAAUUUUGCUGAUUUCUUGUCACUUGUUGGGAGCAGUGUGUGCAUUGUUUUGGGAUUUGUGUUGCCUUCUUUGUUUCACUUAAUUGCGUUCAAAGAUGAAUUGAGAUGGUAUGGUUUUGCUUCUGAUGCUGCAUUGAUUGUCAUGGGCACAAUUUUUGCCGUCUAUGGAACCUCUUCUUCCCUGAUGGAGAUCUUUGCAAAAAAAGCUUAGUUUCUUUUCCUCAUAGCAUUUCAUAAGAUGUAUAUUGAAGAGAUUGUUUUUAUUCAUAAGCAAAGGGCAAGUAAGUCCACACUUUGUUCCUACUAGUAAUUCAUUUGUUAAGCUAUUAUUUUUGAGUAUGUUGAGGGGUGUGAGGGUCAUGUUCAUGUACGAUUGGAAUUUACUACAAGAAGUUAUAAUUACACAAAAAUGAUCUAUUUGGUUA